AUGGCAAAAACCUCUCACACUUUCUUGCCUCUUAUCUUUCUCUCAUUCCUCACUCUUGUUGCAUCUUCCCAUGCCGGUGGCAUAGCAAUCUAUUGGGGCCAAAACGGCAACGAAGGAACCUUAUCCGAAACAUGCGCCACCGGAAAAUACACCCACGUUAUCAUAGCGUUCCUCAACGUAUUCGGCAACGGUCAAACCCCCGAAAUGAACCUCGCAGGUCACUGCAAUCCAUCAACAAACUCAUGCACAAAAUUCAGCUCCGAAAUCAAAGAUUGCCAAAGUAAAGGAAUCAAAGUCUUACUUUCAAUCGGUGGCGGAAUCGGAAGCUACACUUUAUCUUCAAUCGAAGAUGCAAGAAACGUGUCCACCUUUUUAUGGAACACUUUCUUGGGUGGCAAGUCAUCUUCAAGACCAUUAGGUGAUGCUGUUUUAGAUGGAAUAGAUUUCGAUAUCGAACUUGGUUCAACACAAAACUAUCAACACCUUGCACGUUUUCUUAAAGGGUAUUGUAGAUUUGGAAAAAGGGUCUAUCUUGGUGCAGCUCCUCAAUGUCCAAUUCCUGAUAAAUUUCUAGGCACAGCCCUUCAAACGGGUCUUUUCGACUUUGUUUGGGUUCAGUUCUAUAACAACCCUCCUUGUCAAUAUAAUGGUAACAUAACCAAUCUUGUGAGUUCUUGGAAUCAAUGGACAAAGAAUGUUCCAUCUGGGAAGAUAUUCUUGGGGUUGCCGGCGGCUACGGCGGCUGCCGGAAGUGGUUUUGUUCCGGCAGAUGUGGUGAGUUCUGAGAUUUUGCCUGUGAUUAAGAAGUCAAGAAAUUAUGGAGGAGUGAUGCUUUGGUCUAGAUUCUAUGAUUUGCAGACUGGGUAUAGCAAUUCUAUUAUUGGAAGCGUGUGA
Messenger RNA from Vicia faba (fava bean), 894 nucleotides. NCBI's taxonomy places the organism in Eukaryota, Viridiplantae, Streptophyta, Magnoliopsida, Fabales, Fabaceae. The record is from the annotation of a GenBank genome assembly.